UAUCAAACAGCAUACACUCACAAAUUCGACAACGAAGCUGUGACAAGACGUCUCUUCAUCGCGACCCUGCGAUGCUCUUGAGCAACUCUUGGAGAUGGCGCGCGUCAAAGCUAGCCAGGCCUGCGUUCUCCACUACCGUCCUAUGCGAGGUCGGAUGAGCUGAAAUAUGCUAGCCUCCUGCGCUUCUUGUUCCGUCCACGAUAAAACACUCGGCGAAGGCAAGUACUGAUGGCCUCUACUGACGAGAACAAGCAGGCCACUCUCGAAGCACAGCAGCUUGCCACUGACAUUUGGCUCAUCACGACCAGCGAACAAAACAGAGAAGACCUCUUUCGGAAAGCUGUUACUGCUCUUGCUCAUAGUCAGGAGGAAGCCUCUCUUAUCCUAAAGAACCUCACUCGGAUCGCUCCUGAGCUUGCAACCCAUUUCAGCCUCCGCACACCGGCCCAGAUCUACGACACGCCUUUCAGGAUAAUCUGCGCAGGCGACGAUGGCAAUUUCCCAUUCGCGCCAGGCCAGCCUGUGAGACAAUACCUGGCUGUGAGCUACUGCUGGCGCCACGAGGACAACGCCUGGCCAGAUGAUCGGUCUACCACUCAUUCGCCGUGGCCUUUCAGUAAGCCCUUCGUUGAUGCCAUACUGAACGAGAGAGGAGUGGACAGCGAAGAUGGGAGGAACGUGGCGUACAGACGAGAAUGCAUCUUUGUAGAUGCCAUAUGCAUCGACCAGACAAACGAGAACGAGAAGCAGGGCAGCAUCGCCAUGAUGGAUGUCGUCUACAAGAGUUGCCGCAAACUUAUCAUUCUGCUCGAAGAUGUGAUGUUCUCGGAUGAGGAAAUGGCAAUCGUCAACUGUAUCGACCAUGACCAGAUUGUCUCGGGCGUCCAAGGACUUGGUCAUACAGUCAAAGAUACAGAUUUACCGCUCCUGACUCGUGUCUGGCGCAAAGUCGAGGCAUCACGAUGGUGGGGAAGAUCCUGGUGCUGGCACGAGUUUGAGGUCAACGAGCCAUGGAAUGAUCUGCGAUGCAGCUUCUAUGCUCAUUGUGCUACUUUUGUUGUGCGAAACCCGACUCGCGGCACGUUCAAGAUCAAGUGGCUGCAACUACUUUUCAUACGCGCCAUAGCCGCGGGUCAUACCGCCACAGAAGAAGUCCACAGCACGGAAGAGUUGAGAGGCGAUUCUCGCUGGUCCAUCGCGGACAAUCGCAUCUCGCGCCAUGGAGAUGGACACGACCGCCGAGCAGGGAGUAAAAGAUCCAGCAUCAUGGCCCGCCUGUAUGUCAUCAACGACACCCGGUCCACUCUUACCACAGACCUGAUCCAGAUUGCUCUCAAUCUCAGCGGUCUGGCUCUAUACUACACCGGCAAGGCGCAAUUGACACGAGAGGAGGUAGCCUUCAUGAUCACCACGCUAGCCUUGUCUGCUGGCGAAAAGAGUCCUUUGACUCUCAUGAGAGAUAAGAUGCUGACGAUAGACGGCGAAGAAUCCUGGUUGUCUGCACAAGUUGCCGAAUUCGACUUCAGCGUCCCGAGCUUCGUGCUCGACGGAAUUACUGGUAUCCACUCGGUCACACCAAAAGCGAUCGAACUUGACCUCCUCUUCUUUGAGAGCCCGUCACUGUCGGUCUCGUCUAAGGAAGUGCAGUGGGCCUUCGAAAUCUUCCCUGAAAACCCUAUUGCGACUACACCUCCAACAUAUCGAGACGGCUUAUCGCGCUCGAUGCAGGUGUACGAUGAUACAUUGUGGGACACUCCUCGACGUACCUUCCUCGCGCAGGCGUGCAACUGUGGUCUCGACUUCAUCGUCCGGCUCUGGAAGCAGUUGGAGCGUGAAGUGGUGCACGAAUCAUACAACCAGGCCAUGUUCCAUCGAUUCGAAUCGAACGAAACACUGAGACCUUACGCAGAGCGGUUGGUGGAACUCCUGGCAAGCAACGCAAAGCAGACUGGGAAGGAACACCCGCUAUUUGAAAUUGUACUGCUCUUCCUCACAUGGCUCACGGAUCCGAGGUCAAUUUACUACAUUUCUGCCUUUUGUCUACGUAUCCCUUGCGCAAAGGACGACUAUGCACUCGCAAGCGGCAUCAUGCUACGCACUAUGGAAGGUAUUGAGGCAGACAAGCUCCGACUGGCUAUACCGACCGAUCUUAUUGGGACGAGUUGUCAAAUGUUCAGAGUAUGGGUCUUGCGACCGAAAGAUGAAAGUGAUUACGGGGAGUACAGGAUCGUUGGCAAGAUGCUCCUCCUGGGGGAACCUGCUCUCGUGCCAAAUGAGAUGCUUCGACUGGCGAGACGACAAGUGGUUACGGCUCGAAGUCAGUGAUCAUGAGAGGAAGUUGCGUGUCCAUGGAACGUUGCACAGAGCUUGACAGCUUCGCACACAGCUCAUGGUCGACUGUGGUGCAUAGAGCAUGCCAAGGCCUUCGCGUGCAUACGACUCCAGACUUGGGACUUCACAACAACCAGUAUCUAUCAAUCAGGAUCUCCGGAUGCAUCACGUCGAGUACCGGACUGAUAUCCUGAGCAAGUCUAUGGGCGAUACUGGCGACAUAUGUAUGCGGGCACACAUUUCGUCUGUGCGUCCACGUUUCCGAAAUAAGCUUCGGCGCUUGCGCAAGACUGCCGUCGUCCAAUCACAGCGCGGUAAUUCGCGACACAUCUACGAAGUGAAACACAACCAAGCGUGCUAUUGUUCGACACACGAAAAGAAGACAUUUCACAAGCGGCAACGUCAACUGCCUCCAUUGGCCCACGAUGCACACUGACCACUUCGCGAUGCUGAAAAUAUGGCCUCAACCCGGUCCUUCGACUCCAUACGUUUCUCUUCCUUGCGCGAUGCUCUCACGCAAGCGCGUCGACCUGCCCGCGACACUCUAUUCUCGACUGUGCUAGACCGCAUCUUGGCCGACCAGAACUUCACGCGGCAGCCGUCAGUGCGCUAUGCGCCAUCCGAUGCCUUCUCGUCGUCUUGGACUCCGUUUCGCCCCAAUCUACCAAGAUCCACACGUCGGCGCGACCAGAGCACAGUCGCACAUCUCGAGACACUCCCACGUGACGCGUCGUGAAUACGCCCUCACGCCUCAAAAGAGAAGUAGAGUCGCCAGUGAAGUUUCUUUGACCUCCUCCCCGUGUCGAUAGCGCGUCACUUUCUCUGCACAAUGGCUGGCCUUCUUUCUUGUACAUAGCCUUCUCAUUGUUGCGACGCCUAUUGUUCUGCACCUUUCUUUCACCCUCGACAAUAGCGCUGGCCGCCUCCAUUGUUGCGCUCCUCGUAUAAGAUUAUCGUCCCCCUCCCGCAUCAUUCCACCCGUCGUGCACUUUAGCAGAUUCGAAAACCGCUCUUCACUAUCC
Cercospora beticola is the source of this 3353-nucleotide messenger RNA. RefSeq lists its product as uncharacterized. Lineage: Eukaryota; Fungi; Ascomycota; Dothideomycetes; Mycosphaerellales; Mycosphaerellaceae. The record is from RefSeq and is a predicted model, not a curated record.